This is a messenger RNA of Chrysochloris asiatica (Cape golden mole), 1227 nucleotides long. RefSeq names its product angiopoietin-like 4 (gene ANGPTL4). Gene Ontology annotation, biological process: triglyceride homeostasis. Gene Ontology annotation, molecular function: enzyme inhibitor activity. Bases 1 to 1227 code for a protein of 408 amino acids. The transcript is spliced from 7 exons. Lineage: Eukaryota; Metazoa; Chordata; Mammalia; Afrosoricida; Chrysochloridae. The record is from RefSeq and is a predicted model, not a curated record.
AUGCGCUGCGUGCCUUCAGCCGGCGCAGCCCUGGUGCUGUGCGCCGCCACUGCCGGUCUGCUGAGCGCACAGGGCCGCCCUGCACCGCCCGAACCGCCGCGCUUCGCGUCCUGGGACGAGAUGAACGUGCUGGCUCACGGGCUGUUGCAGCUCGGUCACGGGCUCCGCGAGCACGUGGAGCGCACCCGAGGGCAGCUGGGCGCUCUCGAGCGGCGCCUGGGUGCGUGCGGAGCCUCCUGUGGUUUGGCCUUGGAGACCAUUGAGCCCUCGCAUGCUCCUGCGAGCCCAAGCCCCAGCGAUGAGGCCGCACCCGGAGCCCUGCGCAGCCUGCAGAUGCAGCUCAAAGCUCAGAACAGCAGGAUCGAGCAGCUCUUUCAGAAAAUAACUCAGCAGCAACAACAUCUGGAGAAGCAGCGCUUGAAGAUCCAAAAUCUGCAGAACCAGGUGAGCCGUUUGACUUCCACACACCUGGAUCAUGAGAUGAUUAAACCUGCCAGGGGAAAGAGGCUCCCCAAGAUGGCGCAGCACAUGGCCCCUGCUCACAAUGCCAGCCGCUUGCACAGACUGCCCAGAGAUUGCCAGGAGCUCUUUGAAGAGGGUGAGCGGCAGAGUGGACUGUUCCAAAUCCAGCCACAGGGGUCCCCACCGUUUCUGGUCAACUGCCAGAUGACCUCAGAUGGAGGCUGGACAGUGAUCCAGAGGCGCCAGGAUGGCUCUGUGGACUUUGACCGAUCAUGGGAAGCUUACAAGGCAGGCUUUGGGGACCCCCAAGGUGAGUUCUGGCUGGGCCUGGAGAAGGUGCACCGCAUCACAGGGGGCCACGGUGGGCGCCUAGCCGUGCAGUUGCAGGACUGGGAAGGCAACGCUGAGUCUCUGCAGUUCCCCGUCCAGCUGGGCGGUGAGGACACAGCGUACACUCUACAGCUCACAGCGCCUGUGGCCAGCAAACUGGGCGCCACUGCUAUUGCACCCAGCGGCCUCUCCCUGCCCUUCUCCACUUGGGACCAGGACCACGACCUCCGCGGGGACAAGAACUGUGCCAAGACCCUCUCCGGUGGCUGGUGGUUCGGUACCUGCAGCCACUCCAAUCUCAACGGCCAUUACUUUCACUCUAUCCCACGGCAAAGGCAGGAGCGGAAAAAGGGCAUCUUCUGGAAGACCUGGCGGGGCCGCUACUACCCACUGCAGGCCACCACCAUCCUGAUCCAGCCCGCAGCUGCCUCCUAG